AGCCGGAGCCGGAGCGAGCCCGCCCCGGGGGGAGGAGGGCGAGGGCGGCGAGCCAUGACGGGCGGCGGCGCCGCGAAGCGCCGGCGGUGGUAAAGAGAGAGAGACAGAGAGAGAGGGAGAGGGAGCCCCGAGCUUGGAGCGCGGAGCCCGCGGGGCAGCGCCGAGGGGGCCGCCAUGGGCAACGCGGGCAGCGUGGACGCGCAGCACACCGAGCUGCGGGCGCACAGCCUGCCCCUCAAGCUGCCCAUGCCCGAGCCCGGAGAGCUGGAGGAGCGCUUCGCCGUGGUCCUGAAUUCCAUGAACCUGCCUCCCGACAAGGCCCGGCUCCUGCGGCAGUACGACAACGAGAAGAAGUGGGAGCUCAUCUGUGACCAGGAAAGAUUCCAAGUGAAGAAUCCUCCACACACGUACAUCCAGAAAUUAAAGGGCUAUCUGGACCCAGCGGUAACCAGGAAGAAGUUCCGAAGACGAGUCCAGGAGUCGACCCAAGUGCUGCGAGAACUGGAAAUUUCCUUAAGAACAAACCACAUCGGGUGGGUGAGGGAGUUCCUGAAUGAGGAGAACAAGGGCCUGGAUGUUCUGGUGGAGUACCUGUCCUUUGCACAGUAUGCAGUCACGUUCGACUUCGAGAGCGUGGAGAACAGCGUGGAGAACCCCAUGGACAAGUCCAAGCCCUGGAGCCGCUCCAUCGAGGACCUGCACCGGGGCACCAACCUGCCCUCGCCGGUGGGGAACAGCAUCUCCCGCUCGGGCCGCCACUCCACCCUCCGGUACAACACCCUGCCGAGCCGGAGGACGCUCAAAAACUCCCGAUUAGUGAGCAAAAAGGACGAUGUUCACGUCUGCAUCAUGUGCCUGCGGGCCAUAAUGAACUACCAGUACGGGUUCAACAUGGUGAUGUCCCACCCCCACGCUGUCAAUGAGAUUGCACUGAGUCUGAACAACAAGAACCCCAGGACCAAGGCCCUUGUCCUGGAGCUCCUGGCAGCCGUUUGCCUCGUCCGAGGGGGACACGAGAUCAUCUUGUCAGCCUUUGAUAACUUCAAGGAGGUGUGUGGGGAGAAGCAGCGCUUCGAGAAGCUCAUGGAGCACUUCAGGAACGAGGACAACAACAUAGACUUCAUGGUGGCCUGCAUGCAGUUCAUCAACAUCGUGGUGCACUCCGUGGAGGACAUGAACUUCCGAGUGCACCUGCAGUACGAGUUCACCAAGCUGGGCCUGGACGAGUACCUGGAUAAGCUGAAGCACACGGAGAGUGACAAGCUGCAGGUGCAGAUCCAGGCCUACCUGGACAACGUGUUCGACGUGGGGGCUUUGCUGGAGGACGCCGAGACCAAGAACGCGGCCCUGGAGAGGGUGGAGGAACUGGAAGAGAACAUUUCUCACUUAUCUGAAAAGCUCCAGGAUACGGAGAACGAGGCCAUGGCCAAGAUUGUGGAACUGGAAAAGCAACUUAUGCAGAGGAACAAAGAACUGGACGUGAUCCGGGAGAUCUACAAAGAUGCCAAUACCCAAGUUCACACCCUGAGGAAGAUGGUGAAGGAGAAGGAAGAAGCCAUCCAGCGCCAGUCCACGCUGGAGAAGAAGAUCCACGAGCUGGAGAAGCAGGGAACCAUCAAGAUCCAGAAGAAAGGGGAUGGGGACAUCUCCAUCCUUCCCGUGGCUCUGGCCUCUGGGAUGGUGCCAGCAGGGUCAGAGGUGUCAGGGACACCUGGCACACCUGGAGCUGCAUCCUCAGUGCCAUUGCCACCCCCUCCACCGCCCCUACCUGCCAUGGCAGGGACUCCUGAGGCAGUGCCCAAUGGCCCCGUGUCGGUGCCGAUGCCGCCUCCCCCUCCGCCCCCGCCGCCACCCCCACCGCCUCCUCCACCUCCUCCUCUGCCAGGGCCGGCUCUGGACACGGCUCCAGCAGCUCCACUGCCCCCACCACCCCCUCCCUCAGCUCCCCCUCUGCCCGGGACAGCCUCUCCCACCGUGGUCUUCAACUCAGGCCUCGCAGAUGGGCCCAUCAAGCUCUUCUCUGUGAAGAUCAAGAAGCCCAUCAAGACCAAGUUCCGCAUGCCCGUGUUCAACUGGGUGGCCCUGAAGCCCAACCAGAUCAACGGCACCGUCUUCAACGAGAUCGACGACGAGAGGAUCCUCGAGGAUCUAAACGUGGAUGAAUUCGAAGAAAUAUUCAAAACAAAGGCCCAGGGCCCAGCCAUUGAUCUGACCUCCAGCAAGCAGAAGAUCACCCAGAAAGGCUCCAACAAGGUCACGUUGCUGGAUGCCAACAGGGCCAAGAACCUGGCCAUAACCCUCCGGAAAGCCGGGAAGACGGCGGACGAGAUCUGCAAGGCCAUCCACGUGUUUGACCUGAAGACGCUGCCGGUGGAUUUUGUGGAGUGCUUGAUGCGGUUCCUGCCCACGGAGAACGAGGUGAAGGUGCUGCGCCUGUACGAGCGGGAGCGCAAGCCCAUCGAGAACCUGUCGGACGAGGACCGGUUCAUGAUGCAGUUCAGCAAGAUCGAGAGGCUCAUGCAGAAAAUGACCAUCAUGGCCUUCAUCGGCAACUUCGCCGAGAGCAUCCAGAUGCUGACCCCGCAACUCCACGCCAUAAUCGCUGCCUCUGUCUCCAUAAAGUCAUCCCAAAAGCUUAAGAAGAUACUGGAGAUCAUCCUGGCUCUUGGGAACUACAUGAACAGCAGCAAACGAGGGGCUGUCUACGGCUUUAAGCUGCAGAGUUUAGACCUGCUCCUGGAGACCAAGUCGACAGACCGGAAGCUGACGCUGCUGCACUACAUCUCCAACGUGGUCAAGGAGAAGUACCAGCACGUGUCCCUCUUCUACAACGAGCUGCACUACGUGGAGAAGGCAGCAGCAGUGUCCCUGGAGAACGUGCUGCUGGACGUGAAGGAGCUGCAGCGGGGCCUGGAGCUGACCAAGCGCGAGUACACCAUGCACGACCACAACACCAUGCUCAAGGACUUCAUCCAGAACAACGAGGGCAAGCUCAAGAAGCUGCAGGACGACGCCAAGAUAGCCCAGGAUGCCUUUGAUGAUGCUGUGAAGUACUUUGGGGAGAAUCCCAAGACAACUCCCCCCUCGGUCUUUUUCCCAGUGUUUGUCCGGUUUGUGAAGGCCUACAAGCAAGCAGAAGAAGAGAAUGAGCUGAGGAAAAAGCAGGAACAGGCCUUAAUGGAAAAACUUAUGGAGCAGGAAGCGUUGAUGGAGCAGCAGGACCAAAAGUCCCCCUCCCACAAGACGAAGCGGCAGCAGCAGGAGCUGAUCGCGGAGCUGCGGCGGCGGCAGGUCAAGGACAACCGGCACGUGUACGAGGGCAAGGACGGCGCCAUCGAGGACAUCAUCACAGUACUUGGGAGUUUUCCACACACUGUGGUGUGCAAGGAACACGAUUUAACUCUUCAGUAA
Messenger RNA from Empidonax traillii (willow flycatcher), 3411 nucleotides. It is a transcript of the gene FMNL2, whose product is annotated as formin like 2. Gene Ontology annotation, molecular function: actin filament binding; small GTPase binding. The coding region runs from base 175 to 3411 and encodes 1078 amino acids. The transcript has 27 exons. Gene Ontology annotation, biological process: regulation of cell shape; cortical actin cytoskeleton organization; cell migration. Gene Ontology annotation, cellular component: cytosol. The record is from RefSeq and is a predicted model, not a curated record. NCBI's taxonomy places the organism in Eukaryota, Metazoa, Chordata, Aves, Passeriformes, Tyrannidae.